CUGAUGCAGCGACACUUAUGCACGCUGUUCUCGUUACUUUGGCUUCAGUCCCGGUUUAUGUGCAUCAUGGCUGCACCUUUCACUCUGUUAGUUUUGUGCUGGGCAUUCAGGUCGAGCUGCAGUCAGAAUCCACCUGAAUUGUUUCAAAACAUUUCUACCAACCUCUUCAAUUUGCCUGGGGACAUUUUGCUCGGUGGGCUUUUUCCCAUUAACCUGCUCUCCAGCAACCUGAGCCAGAGGACGAGGCCUGACAACAUCAGUUGUGAAAGUGUGAAUAAGUUAGGACUUGGCCUCGCUCUGGUAAUGAAAUACGCAGUGGAUGAGAUCAAUGCGCAACAUGUUCUGCUUCCUGGCAUCAAGUUGGGUUUUGAAAUCUAUGAUACAUGCAAACAAUCUGCCGUCGUUGUAAAGCCCACCAUGUCUUUCCUCACUGCAAAAUCUAACAAAGUGCUAUCUGUGGAGUGUGAUUACACAGAAUAUGAGACCAGCAUAUCAGCAGUGAUUGGUCCCCUCACCUCAGAAAUGACAUCGGUCAUAGGAAAACUCCUGGGAUUCUUUCUGAUGCCGCAGGUAAGCUUUGGUGCCACCAGUGACAAAUUCAGUAACAAGCUUCUCUACCCGUCAUUCUUCCGCACGGUUCCGAGUGACAAAUGGCAAGUGGAGGCCAUGGUGUGGCUGUUGAAAAGGUUUAAUUGGAACUGGGUGGCAGUGGUGGGCAGUGAAGAGGAGUAUGGAAAAGCAGGUGUGCAGGAAUUCUCCAAAUUGGCAGAAAACACGUCCAUCUGUGUGGCCUAUCAAGGACUAAUUCCAGUGUACACGGACCCUCAAUCAGCAAUAGAUACCAUCAUCAACAACAUCAACGCAACCAAAGUUAAUGUGGUCGUGGUCUUUUCUAUUGGGGAGCCAGCUUCGGUCUUUUUUACAGAGGUCAUCAAGAGGAAUGUAACCGCUGUGUGGAUCGGCAGCACAAGUUGGUCCAUGAGCAAUCGGUUGACUUCGCUCGACCACAUCGAAAGAGUCGGCACCAUCAUCGGUUUCACCGAGAAGACCAAACCCCUGGACCUGCUCACCAGCUACACGCGGGGGCUCCUCGCCAAACUGAGCAAAGAGAGGGACGGGACCGCCCCUCCAGCACGUGGAUCAAACGAUCCAAAAAAUCCCUGCCCGCAAUGUUGGAACCUGUCGACCACAAAUGUUUCCCUGGUCGAAGACGCCGCAGUGAGGCAGCAAGCUUUCAGUGUGUAUGCCGCAAUCUACAGCGUUGCCCAGGCCCUGCACAACCUGCUGCAAUGCAAUUCGACUGCCUGCAUCCAUGGACCUGAAACCCAAAUCCUUCCCUGGAAGCUGUUGGAGGUUUUAAAGAAUACUUCUGUGGACAUAAAUGGCACACAUUUGAUGUUUGACAGUAACGGCAACCCGAACAUAGGAUAUGAAAUAAUUCAGUGGGUCUGGAACGCUUCAGAUGUAACAUUUGAAACUGUUGGGAGCUUUCAUGAACAACUGAGUGUCAACGAAAGCCUCCUCAAAUGGCACACCCCGAACUCAAUGGUUCCUCAGUCCACCUGUUCGUCAGACUGUGGAAAGGGCCAGGUCCGCAAGGUCAAAGGCUUCCACUCCUGCUGUUUUGAUUGUAUCAACUGUACGGAAGGAACUUACCAGGAAAAAGACGAAGACAUCCAGUGCAAACAGUGCCCAAACCGUACGUGGUCCACGAGCCGCAGCACUGGCUGCGUCGACCCCACCUUCUCCUAUUUUUCCUGGGACACGCCCGAGGCUUGGGGGCUGACACUGGCUGUGGUGCUGCUCCUGGUGUGCGAGAUUUCCGUGGGCGUCGUGUUCCUGCAACACCGGGGGACCCCGGUGAUAACGGCCUCGGGGGGAGCCCUGAGCUUUGUGGCUGUGGUCGGCCUGAUGGGAGCUUCCCUCAGCCUUCUGCUCUUCCUGGGGCAGCCGGGGGACUUGGUGUGUCGUCUUCAGCUGCCCCUCAACUCCGUUUUCCAAACGGUGGCCCUCUCGGUCAUGACUUCCAUCUCACUACAGAUCUUGUACGCGACAGAGUUCCCAAAGACGGCCGCCCCUCACCUGCCGGUACUGAGAGGCCCCGGGACCUGGCUGUUUGUGCUGGCCUGCUGUGCUCUGCAGGCUGGUCUGUGUGGCUUUUUUGUUCAACACGGGAAUUCGCUGUCUGAGCACGUGACAAACAUGAAUAUAAAUUUUCUGACAACGUUUCUGGCGUGUCCAAUGUUACUGUCUGGGUUUGCUCUAAUCCAAGGUUUCAACUGUGCAAUGGCCCUUUUAUCUUUCAUGUGCACCUUCAUGGCAGCAAAGCCUCUUCAUCAGUACAACCUGGCCAGGGACAUCACCUUCUCCUCGCUGUUCUACUGCGUGACAUGGGUGACCUUUAUACCGAUCUACAUGAGUUUGAAUGUGAAGGACAGGUCCAUAGCGCAUGUUCUUUUCUCCCUGGGAAGCAACCUGGCAUUGGUGGCAGCCUACUACUUCCCAAAAUGCCACUUGCUGUUGAGAAAGCCUGAGCUCAACACAACAGAGCAAUUUGGUACCUUCCUAGAGGGUGCUCCAGUAACACAAGCUACAGAGGAACCACAGCCCCAGAAUGGGGAAAAGACAUAGACUUAAUUGCAGUUUUGUAUGAAUAAUCUGUACCAGUCAAACAUCUUUUUUUACAAUUGCCCGCUGUAUUUGUGACUGUUUGUGUGUGUGUGUCUUACUUUAGGACUACAGUUUAGGCUCUCAUAAUAUGAAUAUGUUAUUUUGCCAUUUACAUUAUAAAGGGUCCAAAUGUCUUGUGCAAUGUUUCGGUGUUCAUGCAAUAAAUAUGCAAAUACAUGUAUUUAUAUGAGAUAACAUUUCAUUGCAUGCUAUAAAAAACAGAACAACAUUCUGGCUGAACAACAGUGGUUUUGUGGAAAGCAUUUUAUUGUGACUUUGCAGGUUGAUGACUUGGAUUUAAUUUCAAUUACAAAUCCUGGAGGGUACGUUCAUAAACAAAAAGGGCUUUUUUAAAUUCCUCAUACAAUACGUACAAAUUGAAAAUGUAAUGAACAUAGCCGUACAAUAUAUGCGUUUAGAGUGUAAAUUUAAUCAGGGGUGAAAAGCAUUUAAUCGAUUACAUACUCAAGUACAGUUUUUAUGCAAUUGUACUUUACCUAAGCACAUGCAAAUCAUGCUAUUUUAUACCUUUCUUAAGGAAUAUUGUACUUCAUUGAUUCAAAUGCUGGUAAGUUAGGGGAAAUGUGGCCCUUCUCUAAAUCCAAUCUACAUGUUUGCAGAUUUCAUUUGAUGAUAUCACAGUAGGUGUGAGUUACUGCUGUUUGCUAAUAAAGGUCAUGACCUGCUGCUGUGGGUUUAUUGGUGUCUGACUUGUAACCUGGGGCCCAAGAUGGAUAAUUAAUGGCCAAUUAUUGGAUAAUUGUUCAGAAAUAAACAACAACAACAUGCUGAACAAGGUAGCGAAACAUUUUUGUACAAAAAAAGAUGGGCGUGAUAUCAUAAGAAUUGUCAGUAGCUGUGCACUUAACUUUUAUAGCAGCGUUCAGACACAAG
Messenger RNA from Pungitius pungitius (ninespine stickleback), 3564 nucleotides. RefSeq names its product taste receptor type 1 member 3. Lineage: Eukaryota; Metazoa; Chordata; Actinopteri; Perciformes; Gasterosteidae. The record is from RefSeq and is a predicted model, not a curated record. Gene Ontology annotation, molecular function: G protein-coupled receptor activity. Gene Ontology annotation, biological process: sensory perception of sweet taste; sensory perception of umami taste; G protein-coupled receptor signaling pathway. Bases 4 to 2631 code for a protein of 875 amino acids. Gene Ontology annotation, cellular component: plasma membrane. The transcript is spliced from 8 exons.